Molecule: messenger RNA, 968 nt
Organism: Drosophila ananassae
Lineage: Eukaryota; Metazoa; Arthropoda; Insecta; Diptera; Drosophilidae
Product: protein obstructor-E
Exons: 5
Coding region: 103-795 (230 amino acids)
Cellular component (GO): extracellular region
Molecular function (GO): chitin binding
Source: RefSeq, a predicted model, not a curated record
UUCUUGGAGCGCGGUAUAAAUCUUUUCAGUUGAGUUUGGAACGCGUAACCGUUAAAACGUAUAACCCUCCUGGAGCGGAAGUUUCCAUUUGUUUCUGAAAUAAUGCAGCGUUACCAAGUGUGCAGUGUCCUGGUCCUGGCCUGGCUCGCCAGCGGACAUGCCCUGGCUGUGGGCACACCCGAGUGCCCCGAGAAGUACGGCGUCCAGGCGUACGCCCACACGGAGAACUGCGACCAGUUCUUCCUCUGCACCAACGGCACCCUGACCCUGGAGACCUGCGAGAACGGGCUGCUCUUCGACGGCAAGGGGGCGGUGCACAACCACUGCAACUACAACUGGGCGGUGGACUGCAAGGGUCGUCAAUGGGAUCCCACUCCCAUAUCGACGCCGGGCUGCGAGUACCAGUUCGGGCUGUACGCCGUCUCCAAGGACUGCUCCACCACGUACAUCAAGUGCGCCCACGGCGAGCCCCACGAGCAGGACUGUGACGCCGGCCUGGCCUACGACGAGCGCAUCCACGGAUGCAACUGGCCGGACCAGCUGCUGGACCACUGCAAUCCCGAGGCUGUUGUGGGCUUCAAGUGCCCCACCAAGGUGGACCCGAACUCGGUGGCCGCCCGCUUCUGGCCCUUCCCCCGGUUCCCGGUCUCCGGCGACUGCCACCGCCUGAUCACCUGCGUGGAGGGCCACCCGCGCCUGAUUAGCUGCGGCGAGGACAAGGUGUUCGACGAGCACACACUCACCUGCGAGGAUCCGGAGUACGCCAGCGGCAGCUGCGCCAACUACGGCAAAUAGGCCCGUCCGACGAUCGACCUGUACAUAAAAAAGCUAUCCAACUGCUGUUCCAACUGUAUCUGAAGCUUAUCCUCCGGAGCACUCUUUUUUUUCACUUUCCGUAUUAUUAACUUUCUUGUUGUUUGGUCUCUCCUUGUAUAUGAUUCGCAAUAAAGUUAAUUUUAUUUAUUGUA